Molecule: messenger RNA, 555 nt
Organism: Apiotrichum porosum
Lineage: Eukaryota; Fungi; Basidiomycota; Tremellomycetes; Trichosporonales; Trichosporonaceae
Exons: 3
Coding region: 1-555 (184 amino acids)
Cellular component (GO): mitochondrion
Source: RefSeq, a predicted model, not a curated record
AUGAGCGCUUUAACACGACUACGACAAGCUCCCCGGGCUCUCAUUCCUCUCGACUGGCCCGUCGCCGCUGGCUCGCGCUCCCGGCUGCGUUUACCAGCACGGUCAGUGGUCGUGCGCCCACUCUCGACGUCUUCGCCAUGGCAGUAUGACCUCGGCGCAAAGUAUCGUGCACCCCGCCACCUGCCUGCGCCUCCACCUGCUGUGCACAACGAGCUGCCUGGUCCUCCCGCACCCAAAGCGCCCAGAGACAAGGCCGUGAUGGUCCUGGGCGUGCGCGUGCCGCCCAAACCCAUCCCACCAGGGGACGAAGACUGCUGCAUGUCUGGCUGCGUCCACUGCGUGCUCACGAUCUACGCCGAGGACGUGGAGGAGUACACCGUCUCGGUCCAGAUGGCGCGCGACGCGCUGACCAAGGACGGCGUGCCGCGAGCCAAGUGGCCCGAGGCCGUGCUGGAGAGCGAGGAAGAUGGAGAGGGCGGCAAGCCGGCCGCGCCUGCCGUCGACCCGACCAUGGCUGCGUUCAUGGCGCUCGAGUCCAAGCUGCACAAGAAGUGA